GUCUGGUCGGGCCUGAAGGGACAGGAGAGAGUGGCAAGAGUACGUUUAUCAAGCAGAUGAGAAUCAUCCACGGGUCGGGAUACUCUGAUGAAGACAAAAGGGGCUUCACCAAGCUGGUGUAUCAGAACAUCUUCACGGCCAUGCAGGCCAUGAUCAGAGCCAUGGACACACUCAAGAUCCCAUACAAGUAUGAGCACAAUAAGGCUCAUGCACAAUUAGUUCGAGAAGUUGAUGUGGAGAAGGUGUCUGCUUUUGAGAAUCCAUACGUAGAUGCAAUAAAGAGUUUAUGGAAUGAUCCUGGAAUCCAGGAAUGCUAUGAUAGACGACGAGAAUAUCAGUUAUCUGACUCUACCAAAUACUAUCUUAAUGACUUGGACCGCGUAGCCGACCCUGCCUACCUGCCUACGCAACAAGAUGUGCUUAGAGUUCGAGUCCCCACCACAGGGAUCAUCGAAUACCCCUUUGACUUACAAAGUGUCAUUUUCAGAAUGGUCGAUGUAGGGGGCCAAAGGUCAGAGAGAAGAAAAUGGAUACACUGCUUUGAAAAUGUCACCUCUAUCAUGUUUCUAGUAGCGCUUAGUGAAUAUGAUCAAGUUCUCGUGGAGUCAGACAAUGAGAACCGAAUGGAAGAAAGCAAAGCACUCUUUAGAACAAUUAUCACAUAUCCCUGGUUCCAGAACUCCUCAGUUAUCCUGUUCUUAAACAAGAAAGACCUUCUAGAGGAGAAAAUUAUGUAUUCCCAUCUAGUUGACUACUUCCCAGAAUAUGAUGGACCCCAGAGAGAUGCCCAAGCAGCUCGAGAAUUCAUCCUAAAGAUGUUCGUGGACCUGAACCCAGACAGUGACAAAAUUAUCUACUCCCACUUCACAUGCGCCACAGACACCGAGAACAUCCGCUUUGUCUUUGCUGCCGUCAAGGACACCAUCCUGCAGUUGAACCUGAAGGAGUACAAUCUGGUCUAAUUGUGCCUCCUCCACACCCGCCCUGCCCUUCCCUGGUGGGCUGUCGAAGAUACACAAGAGGGACUGUAUUUCUGUGGAAAACAAUUUGCAUAAUACUAAUUUAUUGCCGUCCUGGACUCUGUGUGAGCGUGUCCACAGAGUUUGUAGUAAAUAUUAUGAUUUUAUUUAAACUAUUCAGAGGAUGCUGAAGUACAGUCCCAGCACAUUUCCUCUCUUCUUUUUUUUUAGGCAAAACCUUGUGACUCAAUAUAUUUUAAAUUCUCAGUAAUACAUUCACAAAGAUGAGUUGUUUCUCCUUUUCUCUCUCUCUCUCUUUCUUUUUUAUUGAGCAAAACAAAGCUGAUUGCCCUUUUUCCUAAUCCAUACCUCUCUCCUGAUUUUCCCCAGGUUACGACGGUCUUUAUCCUAGUUCCAUUCUUGGUCAGGUUUUUCUCUUGAAUGAUACAGUCAGGACAACGUCAUUCGAUUUAAGCCAUCAUGCAUCAGCUUAAUUUAACAGUUUGUAGUUUUUGCUGAAGGAUUAUAUGUAUUAAUACUGUGGUUUAAAAUGUAUUGCUCUGGAUACACACACAUAGUUUCUUCUUUAAUAUAUAUAUCGUCUUGUCUCACUUUGGGCUGGGACAGUGGAUGCCCAUCUAAUGGUUAAAUGUCAUUUCUUUUGGAUUUUUGCCUUCAGCCACACCUUGAUUGCUCAGAGAAAUACACAGAAGUUAGUAAGUCAAGGGCAAAGAGACACAGAAAGAGUCCUUUCUUAGGAUGAAAUGCCAUGUGCCGUUGUCCUUCCUCCCUUCUUCCUUUUUCUUUCAUUGUUUUCCCCACUCUCUCUUUAAAUUGCAGAUGCCAAAAAAAAAAAAAUAUGCCAACAGACACUACAUUACUGCAAUGGCUGCUACCCAGAACCUGGUCUAAGGUUGUUCUUAGUUUUUUUUUGGUUCAAAUUUUUUCUCCCUCCUUUUUCCCCUUAGUGUUUGGGCAACAAUUUAAAAAUUACUUUUAUUAUGGGAAUGUGUUGCCAAAGCUGGCUUUUUGUAAAACAAAAUUAAGAAGAAAAACUUAAAAAAUAGAAGCCACUAUCUUAAAAUGUAAGAGAGUUAAGACUGUAAAGCCUAAAAUGACAGGCUGAGAAUGAACCUGAAAUACCAGUUGCCAAACAAUUGGUAACUGUAAAUUUGAUUCUCACGGUCUAUUACUUUCUUUGCCCGUAAGAUCACAUUGUUUAAUUGAAGUCCAUGUCCCACGUUGAGUGUCCAAAUCAGCAGUGUAGAAAAGCAUCCUGUGUGGUUUAACAUGAAAUCUGCUUGUGUCUCUUUUUUUGAAGCUAGUUUUUCUUCUUUAAGUUCAAAGUGAGUCUGCCAAGAACGUUGGUUGAUAGUAUUAUUCUGACACCCAUAAUAUGCAAAAUCUGAAGUUAUGACUAGUUUACCAUCUUCAGGAUCUUCUUGAACUGGUGACUGGUUAGGUUGAACUUAAGGAAGAUUUGUGGACUUAACUCCAAAGUAACCUCUCAGUGUACUAUAGAACAUGUAUUUAUGUAACUGAACCUACUAGGAGAGAUGUUUGGGAUUCUAUAUGUGCAAUUUUUCAACAAAUGCAAAAAAUAAAUAAAUAAAUAAAUAAAUAAAUAAAUAAUGGGAAGAAAGGGCUGCAUAAUGCGAUACUGCAAGACUCAGAUAUUGGUUGGAAACUCCCCUCAAAUCACCUUCAGAUCACCCUCAGUCUCCCUUUGUUUUCAGUUUCUCAAAAAGAAUGAAGUAUAGCAGAAUGUUAACCCAUCUAAAAAUAAAGUGUACCCACAUAUUGUAAUGUAUACUGCUGCUCUUCUUAAAAUUAAAUAAGGGUUUAAAAUCA
Galeopterus variegatus (Sunda flying lemur) is the source of this 2810-nucleotide messenger RNA. It is a transcript of the gene GNAQ, whose product is annotated as guanine nucleotide binding protein (G protein), q polypeptide. Gene Ontology annotation, molecular function: G-protein beta/gamma-subunit complex binding; GTPase activity; G protein-coupled receptor binding. Gene Ontology annotation, cellular component: heterotrimeric G-protein complex. NCBI's taxonomy places the organism in Eukaryota, Metazoa, Chordata, Mammalia, Dermoptera, Cynocephalidae. Gene Ontology annotation, biological process: phospholipase C-activating dopamine receptor signaling pathway; action potential; adenylate cyclase-modulating G protein-coupled receptor signaling pathway. The transcript is spliced from 8 exons. The record is from RefSeq and is a predicted model, not a curated record. The coding region runs from base 57 to 962 and encodes 301 amino acids.